AUGCCCACUGUCACCCACUGGUUCAAGAACGUGGAGCGUCUGAGCCCGGCUAGUCCGCCCGCUGUGGAGCCCAACGUGCUGACUUUGAAAUGGAUCCACCGACCAGGGACAGGACAAGGGGUGGCGUCAGGGCAGGGCCAGGCCGCUCAGGCGAAGGGCUCCAGCGAGCGGUCGGCAAGGUCCAGGCCCCCUGUCCAGUUGGCACCCCUGGCUUGCCAAUGGCGCGUCAAGUAUCUCAACUACAAAGCUGGCAAAAAGCACAUCAAGGCCAUUGUGCGCGCCUUGAAUCGUGCCGCGAACACACCUUCCCAACAACGUCGUCUCGACAACCUGUUUAACGCCCCCGCCACGCUCUUUGCCCCCCGUUCUCCCACUGAUGGCGCCCUCGAUUAUGAAGAACCCGACCCUCUCCAGACCGAAGUGAGCACGCCCCGUCCGGGCCCGGCAGCCAUCAGCGAUGAGCGCUCCGGCCUGGCCCAGACGCCGGCAAGCCGCACCCGCUACGGCAGCUUUGCUGCCAGCGACAAGCACGAUUUUGCCUUGCCUGCGCCCGCCCUGGGCGUCCCCUCGUCCGGCCGCAAGGGUAUCGCCAAGACCCUGGACCGGCUGGGUCUGAGCCUGCACCGGAUCACCUCCGCGCAGGCCAGCGGCGUAGCUGGGCCGGAGCAGACGCCCCGCGGUCGCGUUCACCGUCUGUUCUCCACCGGCGGCUCGACGCUCACCCGCCAGGCUUCCAGCCGGAACGACGCGACGGGUAUGGAAGCUGUGCGCGCCGCCGAGCGCGAAUUCUACGACUUCCUCGAUGAUGAGCUCGACAAGAUUGAGACUUUCUACAAGGAGAAGGAGGACCAGGCGACCGAGCGCUUGGCCGUGCUACGCGCCCAGCUGCACGAGAUGCGCAACCGGCGUACUGCUGAGAUCGCUGAGGCCAAGCGCCGGCGCAAGCAAGGCCGUAGCAACGCCCAGGCUCGUACCGCCGCCGAUGGCACUCCCGUUGAUGCUACUGAUGCUGCCGAGCAGGAGAAAAAGGGAGGAGGGCUCGACUGGAUCGGCCCGAUUAAGGACCGGCUGCUGAUCAAGCCCGGCCCGAACUCUAAGGCUCUGCAGAAGAUGGCUCGUACCCCAGUGAUGGCGGGCCAGGAGCCCCAGGUCCCGAUCCGGGGCCUUGCUGAUUACGUCCGCCGCGCGCCCGGCGACGACGUGCCCUACCGCACGGCCAAGCGCAAGCUGAAGCUGGCCAUGCAGGAGUUCUACCGCAGCCUGGAGCUGCUCAAGUCGUAUGCCCUGCUCAACCGUACCGCCUUCCGCAAGCUGAACAAGAAGUACGACAAGGCGGUCAAUGCGCGCCCUGCGUACCGCUACAUGAACGAGAAGGUAAACAAAAGUUAUUUCGUCACGAGCGAUGUCCUCGAUGGACACCUGCGUGCCGUAGAGGACUUGUAUGCGCGGUACUUCGAGAAGGGGAACCACAAGAUUGCUGCGGGUAAGCUGCGCAAUCUGGGCGUCAAGCGCACGGGUGAUCAGAGCGAUAGCGCGUUCCGUAGCGGCGUAAUGAUCGGCUUGGGCGCGGUCUUUGCCGUCCAGGGGCUGAUUAAUGGCGUGCAGCUGCUGUUUGACGAGGACAGGGAGCUAGUUGAGAAGACGGGCUACCUGCUUCAGUUGUACGGCGGCUACUUCUUGAUAUUGCUGCUGUUCAUCCUCUUUACGCUCGCGUGCAGGACGUGGACGAAGAAUCGGGUCAACUAUCCGUUUAUCUUCGAGUUCGACUCGCGCAACUUUCUGGACUGGAAGCAGCUGGCCGAGUUCCCGUGCUUCUUCUUUGCGCUGUUCGGCAUCGUUAUGUGGCUUAACUUUUCGCGGUUCGGCGACUGGGAGGAUAUGUAUCUUUAUUAUCCGGUCGUGCUGAUCUGCAUCAGCUUAGCUAUCCUGUUCUUGCCGGCGCCGAUUUUGCACCACAAGGCCAGGCGCUGGUUCUUGUACUCCCAUUGGCGGUUACUCUGGUCGGGAUACUAUCCAGUCGAAUUUCGCGAUUUCUUCCUCGGCGAUAUUUGGUGUUCGCUGACGUAUGCUACGAGUAACGUCGAGCUGUUCUUUUGUCUGUACGCCAAUUCUUUUGAAAAUCCAGCGCAGUGCAAUUCGUCACACUCGCGACUACUCGGCUUCUUCAGCGCUUUACCGCCCAUCUGGCGUGUUCUGCAGUGUUUGCGCCGUUACUACGACACACGCAAUGUCUUCCCGCACCUGGCCAACUGCGGCAAGUAUGUCAUGACCAUCUUCACUGCCGUCUUCCUCAGCAUCUACCGUAUCGAGAACAACAGCUCGACCCUCAGCCAUUACAUCGCCUUUGCCGCUGUCAACGCCAUCUACUGCUCCAUUUGGGACCUCUUCAUGGAUUUCUCGCUGCUGCAGGCCAACGCUCGCCGUCGGCUGCUCCGCGAUAUUACGGCGCUGCGUCCGGUCUGGAUCUAUUACGCCAUCAUGUUCCUCGACCCGCUGCUGCGUUUCUCUUGGAUCCUGUACGCCAUCUUCACGCACAACACGCAGCACAGCACACUCGUGUCGUUCUGCGUCGCACUGGCCGAGGUCAUCCGCCGUGGCCUGUGGACACUGCUGCGUGUCGAGAACGAACACUGCGGCAAUGUGUCACAGUACAAGGCUGCCCGCGAAACCCCGCUGCCGUACAAGCUGGAACUGGCGUCCAAGUUUGGGUCAGCCCAGGAGGAGGGCGCUGCUGCCCAGCCCGCUGUUACUACACCGUUGGUUACGCCCUCGCCGCCUACCCCGCCGCCGGGCACUGCGCACAGCCAGGCGGCUUUCCCCGGUCAGGCUCAGCCGCUGCAGGGACUGCUGUCGGCCGACGCUGCUGUCCCGCCAACGACAGCAGCGCAUCUUGCUGCCCCGACACUCGAAGAAGGCGGUGCCACGUCCACUGGUGUCGCACAGCAAGCUGGUCUGGGUGUCGCGUUUCGUCGGCAUCGGCGCACGUCAACGGCGGGCAGGCGGUCCAUAUUGCAGGCCAUGGCCGAAGCACACAGGCAGGAUUUCGAGAAGCGCCGGCCUUCCAUUGCAGCUGGCUCGUCGCACUCGCAUGAAGAGCCGCCGGCGAAGCGCGUUGGUGCCGUCGUUGCUGCUGGGGCUUGUACCGGGACGGCGACUGUUGGGGUUGGUGACUACUUGUCGGCUGCGGAGGAGGAGGACGAGGAUGAGGUCGCUGUGGAAGAUGAUGAGGAGGAGAGGGGUCAUGAGGCGGGGUCUAUUACUGAGGGGAUCAAGAGCGAUGAUGAUGAGGAUGAGGACGAGGAGGAUGAUGGUGAGGAGAGCGAGGAGAUGAGAGAGCAUCGGACUAGGAUGCGGAUGAGGAUGGUUGAUGGGGGUGGAGGGAACAUGGAUUGA
Thermochaetoides thermophila DSM 1495 is the source of this 3393-nucleotide messenger RNA. RefSeq lists its product as uncharacterized. The record is from RefSeq and is a predicted model, not a curated record. The coding region runs from base 1 to 3393 and encodes 1130 amino acids. Gene Ontology annotation, biological process: phosphate ion transport; cellular response to phosphate starvation. The transcript is spliced from 4 exons. Lineage: Eukaryota; Fungi; Ascomycota; Sordariomycetes; Sordariales; Chaetomiaceae. Gene Ontology annotation, cellular component: plasma membrane; cytoplasm; Golgi apparatus. Gene Ontology annotation, molecular function: inositol hexakisphosphate binding.